Tilletiopsis washingtonensis is the source of this 3143-nucleotide messenger RNA. RefSeq lists its product as hypothetical. The record is from RefSeq and is a predicted model, not a curated record. The transcript has 2 exons. The coding region runs from base 233 to 3058 and encodes 941 amino acids. NCBI's taxonomy places the organism in Eukaryota, Fungi, Basidiomycota, Exobasidiomycetes, Entylomatales.
GUCUCCUUCAUCUCCUCGCCUCCUUCCGUCCCUUCGGCGCUUCCAGCCUCUUCUGCCGAGCCACUAUUCUGGCUGCCGUGUCUCUGCUGGCCGUCCUCUCCCGCUUCCUCUCCCUCACCUCUGCGACGCCCAACAUCCACCUCAUGCGCCCGAGCUAGCUGCAACGCGCUAGUCACUCGCCUCUCUUCCACCUGUUUGCGCUCCACGUGCCUCCGUCCGCCCUCGCCUACUGAUGGCUGGUCCUCUGCCGAUGCUCCCGGCGCUCGAAGGCGACCUCCAGGUGUGGGAGGUGGCCUUUGGCUCGCAGGAAUCGCUCGUGCAGGCGCCCUCCGGCAGUCCGCGCGGCGAGUGGCGCCAGCGAUGGUGCUCGCUCGGCGAAGGCAUAAUCAGUGUGCACGUCAGCCAACAUGCGGCCUUUGCCCAGUCCGAGAACAGCCUCCGGUCGGUGACUCUGGCGCACUGCCGCAAGGUCAGCUCGUCUGGCACGAGUAGUGGUCCAUGGGAGAUCACCAUCUGGAAGCACUCCAGCUCGGCCAGCACAGCGACGCCCACCCGCUCGGCCUCGCCGAUGCUGCACCGCGGCCUGCCGCGCUCGGCCACGAGCAGCAGUCUGAGCAGUGCAUUCGAGCGUGGCGCCGCAAGCUUCCGCGGCGGCAGCGCAUCGCGCAAAGGCGAGAGCGAAUCGUCUGCGAGCGCCUAUGCGACGGUCGCAGGCAACUCCACGCGCGGCCAGCGACCGGCGCUGUACAACGCCUCGACGCUGAGCUCGAUGGACGAGGCAACCGACGGCGAGGGCACCAAGCAGCGCAGCAACAACGGCACGUGGGGCAAGCUCAGCUCUCGCUCCAAGCGUCUCUACCGCCUUGUCUCGGGCAACAGCACUUCUUCGCUCGCCGAGCUUGCCAACGCAAGGUCCUCGUCGCCGUCGCCGGCGCCGUGCUCUCCGCUGGAGGAGGCAUGCGCCUCUUCGGAUGCCGUCGUCCUGCGCACAAACAGCCGUGCGCAGCAUGCUCAGUGGCUCGAGGCCAUCUCGACGUCGAUGCGCUCAGCCGGCACCACUGCGCCGUCUCCGUCGCAGCCAAGCACGUCCAGCCGGCCUCGUCCGGCUCUGCCCUCGUUCGCGUCAGACGCACGCUCCGGCGAGAGCUCCGUCGUCUCGCUCAUGGCGCCGGCCAAGCUCGCCAAGCGGCCCGUCAAGAUCGGCCACAGCGCUAGCAACUCGAACUUGGUGCGCGCCAGCGAGGCUCCGGCCGAGUCGUCGCCGCGCACGAGCAUGGACUGCGGCCGCAGCAGCAUCAGCUCGCGCAGCGAGGCCAGCAGCGUGUUGUCUGCCCGGCGACCCAGCACCUCGAACGGCGCGCUGUCUCUCGGCACGUCGCGCACCAGCUCGUCAUCCACGCGCCGCUCGAGCGCUGCCACGUCCCUGGUCAGCCCGGCACUGUCUGCGGGCCAUUCGAUGACCAAGGGCGCCUCGACGUGGUCCGGUCGAUCGGUCUCAUCGCCGCGUCCGUCGCCCGCACUGUCCAGCGACGGCCCGGACAUGUCGCCCAUUCUGUCUUGCGCGCCGCGUGCUGGCACACGUGAGCCGCGACUCUCUCCCUCCGUCGAGAGCCUGCGCUUCGGUUCCCGUCUCGUCUCCGUCGUGGCGAGCGAGGACGCACAGGCCAGCCGCUUCGCCAUGCUCCGCAAGGCUUCGGCGUCGUCAAUGAGUGGCCACCAGUUCAGCGGCGCUUGCCAGGGCCUGGGUCUCGACCUGGGCGCCGCAACGCCCGUGCCCGAGCUGCCGACAUCGCUCGUCAAGGAGAGUCUGCAAGCGUGCACGCCGCGCCUCCGCCUCUCGACCAUGGACGGCGACGUCCAGACGACCGAGUCGAUCGACUCCGUCGCCACGGUGCUGCCUUCGCCGCGUCUGCGCACCACUAGCCGGUCUCCGUCGCUCUUCUCCUUCGCGCAGACUCGCGGCGAGAGCACCGUCCAAGCGGACGUGCCUCAGCCGCGGCCGCGCACCCGCGUCGACUCGAUGCCUUCUCCCGUGCUGUGCUCCUCUGCUUCGCUCGCCUCGCUCGCAACCGACGACAUGAGCGCCACGCCCACGGGUGCCUCUCGCAAGGCCGGCUUGCCUCGCUUGCCAGGCCCCAGCAGUCGCCUGGCCGCGGCUGCGCGACGGCGCCUGGCCUCGCCGCUCACGACGCAGCGCCACGUCUCGGAUGCCUCUCCGAGCUACUCCGAGAGCGCAUCGUCAGCUGACCCCACGACGCCAAUGUCGCCGCUCUUUGCUCGUGGCUCCGAGUCUGUCAGCCUGGUCGGCGACGACGAGAGCAUGACUUGCGCGCCGACGCCAAUCGGGGCCCCGCCACCGGUCAUCGUCGAGCGCAUUCUGCCGCCGACCGAGCUCAUCGCCACGUUCGACCGGCUCCGCAACGAGCAGCAAGUCAAGGCGGCGCGUCGCACGGUCCGUCCGCGCACCAGUCCCUCGCUGCCGCAAGGCGAGGCCGCGCCGGGUCGCUUCCCUCUCUCAGUCUCGGCCGACGAGACGGCCGCCCGGCGUGCGUCUCCUCGCCGUCCCCGUACGCCGCGCUCGACUGCGCUGCAGCUCGUCGGCGACAGCACGCCGCGAGACGCCUCGCGCCCUUCGCUGCCUGCCGAGCCUGCGCUGCGCGGCGCGCUCAAGUCGAUCGACGACAACAACGCGCAGCUGCACAAGCACUCGCUGCCCGCGCCGCCGCGUGUGGCCAAGCGUCCCAGUACAUCGGCUCUGAGCCAGACCGGCAGUGCGGCAGACUUGACCGCCCAGCCCGACGCCACGCAAGGCCACUCGGCGUUCAGCCUGCUGCAAGCCGACCCGCGCCCUGCUGGCGCACGCGCUCGCGGCAACACCUUCUCGAGGCCGCAGCAGCUGUCUCCGAUCGCCUCGCCCGCCGCCUCGCCGGCUCAGACAACGCCGCGCAAGGCCUCGGCGCAGAAGCAGGCGCACGCCUCGCCGGCGCCUCACACUGCGGCCAGCUCGGAGGCGCUGCAGUGGGCCACGCGCGAGGUGCGCCCGGCCAUCGCAUACUGAGAGCAUGGCUCCUGCCUCGCCUGCACCUAGCCUUUUUCGUCACUCGCUCUCCGCAUCUCUUUUCGUCUCACUCGAUCGUCACCCU